AUCAGCGUGGACCACAUAUUUCCUUUUGUUGAACGUACACUGAGGUCCAUUGUCAGUUUCGUUCACGGUCCCCUUGGGUUUCGUUUGGUGUUCCUGGAGUCCACCGAUCCGUCCCGGUAUUUACUGCCAGGCAAUCCGUUAUUUGGAAAUAAAUAAUGAAAUUUCUCUUAAUUUUCGGCCUUAUAGGCCUGGUCGCUUGCUCUGGGAGUUCCGCGGACACUGUGAGUGGGCCGAAAGUCACAGAAAAGGUAUGGUUCGAUAUUACAAUUGACAAAGUACCAGCUGGAAGAGUCGAGAUCGGUUUGUUUGGAAAAACCGUUCCAAAAACAGCUACGAACUUUGCAGAACUUGCAAAGAAACCAGAAGGGCAAGGGUACAAGGGAAGCAAAUUCCACAGAGUCAUUCCCGACUUUAUGAUCCAAGGUGGGGACUUUACUCGAGGAGAUGGAACUGGUGGUCGCAGCAUUUAUGGUGAUCGUUUUGCUGAUGAGAAUUUCAAGCUCAACCAUUAUGGUGCUGGAUGGUUAUCUAUGGCUAACGCCGGCAAAGACACAAAUGGUUCACAAUUUUUCAUCACCGUCAAGAAGACUCCAUGGCUCGAUGGCAGACAUGUUGUCUUUGGAAAAGUCAUUAAGGGCAUGGAUGUGGUGAGAAAAAUUGAAAAACUGACCACUGAUAGUCGUGACAAGCCAUCCGUGGAUGUGGUAAUUGCUGAUUGUGGAGCCGAACCUGUAGAUGUUCCAUUUGCAGUCAGUAAGGAGGAUGCAGAAGAUUAAACUUGAACUGUUGACUACCUUAAUGAAGGUCCAAGCUCAAUUGUAAUCGAUCAAAUGUUCAGCAAAACGCAAUACGUAAUACGUUAAUCACAUUUGAUUAUUCCGGCCAUUGUAGCGUAAUUUAAGUUGUUGACUUCCAAAUCCUCACGCUGCAAUUGGUCAUUCAGCAAAGAAGAGCCGAAAAAAAAUUUCUAUGGAUAAAUAUGCCUAAUUAUAAGAUAAAUAAAUUCCUUUAUACCACUAA
Athalia rosae (coleseed sawfly) is the source of this 1020-nucleotide messenger RNA. It is a transcript of the gene Ppib, whose product is annotated as peptidyl-prolyl cis-trans isomerase 5. Bases 156 to 776 code for a protein of 206 amino acids. Gene Ontology annotation, biological process: protein peptidyl-prolyl isomerization; protein folding. NCBI's taxonomy places the organism in Eukaryota, Metazoa, Arthropoda, Insecta, Hymenoptera, Athaliidae. Gene Ontology annotation, molecular function: peptidyl-prolyl cis-trans isomerase activity. The transcript has 4 exons. Gene Ontology annotation, cellular component: intracellular membrane-bounded organelle. The record is from RefSeq and is a predicted model, not a curated record.